This is a messenger RNA of Zootoca vivipara (common lizard), 924 nucleotides long. The record is from RefSeq and is a predicted model, not a curated record. Lineage: Eukaryota; Metazoa; Chordata; Lepidosauria; Squamata; Lacertidae.
AUGGCCAUUUCUAGACUGGGAGAGCCUCGCCAUGGACAUCCACGCAGUGAUAAUCUCCAUGUUGAAUCGCUGCAGUCUGCUCUACCUGGGGCCCAGAAGCUGCAGUUGCUGCAAAAUUCAAUGAUGUGGCUGCUCACUGGGGCAGAAUAUUAUGACGACGUUAUAUUUAACCAAAAUACGUUUGAGAAUUCCAACACUACCGCUGCAACAAAGCUGCCGGCAGCCAAAUCGGUCUCCCUUCACCCCAGAUCCUCCCCCCGAGGCCCCCCCGAGUGGGUCGGGGGCAGCCAGCACCUCAAGAACCUGAGCAAGACGGUGGGUGCAAAAGUCAACGACUUGCUACGCAGGAAAGAGACCAGCAACCACAGUAGCUUUGGGGUAACCGAAGUGAAUGAGCGUGCCGGGGCGGCCCUCUCCUGUGGGCAAGGCACACUGGACCAGGAGGAAUGGCAGGCUCCCGUCGGUGCCAUUCCCCGGCUCAACCCACCCCCGGAGAUUGCCAAGAAGCGCACCCCAAGAGCUCUGAAGACCACCCAAGAUAUGCUGAUUGCCUCCCAGCCGUCGGUAGGUAGCAUCGAGGCUUCUUUUCCAGAGGGAAGAAGUCAGGAUCAUGCAUUCCAGAGGGAAGCCAGGAAAGAGGCAGCUCGGAGCGAAAUUGGUUUGUUGACGCUGGAGGAGGUUGGGACCAGCCACAGCAGGGCCCGUGGGGUGCCUGAUCUCAUCUAUAAGGAGAAUUUGGAGCCUAAGCUAAACACUGCUUACAGAAUACCCCCCUCCCCAGAAAAUGUGGCACUCCAACUCAGCUUGAGUGCAGGCAAGAGCCCUCCCGAAUGCCAGUUCGAGAGCAGCGUGGCCCCCUCAACAGCAGAGACAUCCACACUGGAAGCUGAAGGUCACAGUCCGGAUUUGCUGUCCUUUGAGUAG